AUGGACGAAGAGUGGUUUAGGAUCCCUUUUUCUCAGGGAUUUCACUCGCCACAGGCGGCUAUGCUCCACAAAGCCAGAUAUUUGGAGGAGAAUUUAGAUGCCGUGAAUGAGUCCUUCAAACCCUUCUCCGAAUUUGUCUUUCGAAAUGACAAAUCGGCAGACUCUUUUGAUCAACUUCAGCCAUUUAUUGCGAAAUCCAAAGCCUCUUUUGAAGAUGAAGGAAGAGCCUCUUCUUCAGCGUCUUCGACACAGGCUGCGCUGCUCAAAAUGGACAACUUUAAGACAAUCCCUUCUGAGCUAUCGAAAAUAAUCCCAAGCGUUUAUAAUGUCCAGAAGAGGAAGCCAGAAAGAUCUCAAAGGCAUGCCUUUAAGACCAGAUCUGAAUCAGACAUUUUGGAGGACGGUUACAAGUGGCGAAAGUAUGGAAAGAAAUUCAUAAAGGGAAACCCUAAUCCAAGGAAUUAUUACAGAUGCUCUUACAGCAACUGCGAUGUUAAAAAGAGAGUGCAACGGGAUGCCCAGGAUAAAGGAAUAGUUAUCACUACAUACGAGGGAAAACACAACCAUGAGAGCUCCACAACUGUGUAUUACAUAACGAAUCCUCCAAUAUUUGUAGCAGAGCAGGCUUCCUGUUUGGACAAUUAUCCUCCUCCUUUCUCUUACUCCUCACACAGGCCAACUGAUUUCAUGUUUAUCAAUACCAGUUAGAAAAAGUUCCAUGUAUCAAAAACAUAAAUGAUUUGUGGGAGCCUAAUUCCUCCAUAGGUGCUUAUAUUAAUUGAGUAUUUCUAUCCUAGAAUAAUUUGUCUCUGAAGUCUCAUGUAAGUCGCUUCUGUUUCACAUGUUUAGUACUUACUCUCAUGUUUAAGUGUUUCUGAAACUUGAUUACUAUUAUCCUAUAAUAAAUAUGGAACUGAGCUCUAA
This is a messenger RNA of Cryptomeria japonica (Japanese cedar), 924 nucleotides long. RefSeq names its product probable WRKY transcription factor 56. The coding region runs from base 1 to 708 and encodes 235 amino acids. Gene Ontology annotation, biological process: regulation of DNA-templated transcription. The transcript has 3 exons. The record is from RefSeq and is a predicted model, not a curated record. NCBI's taxonomy places the organism in Eukaryota, Viridiplantae, Streptophyta, Pinopsida, Cupressales, Cupressaceae. Gene Ontology annotation, molecular function: DNA-binding transcription factor activity; sequence-specific DNA binding.